UGGAUCGUCUGGCUCGACAGUGGGCAUCGGGUCAUCAGGCACGACAGCGGGCAUCGGGUCACCAGGCAUCAGGUCAUCUGGCUCGACAGCGGGCAUCAGGUCAUCUGGCUCGACAGCGGGCACCGGGUCAUCAGGCACGACAGUGGGCAUUGGAUCACCAGGCAUGACAGCGGGCACUGGGUCAUCAGGCAUUGGAUCGUCUGGCUCGACAGCGGGCAUCGGGUCACCAGGCAUCAGGUCAUCUGGCUCGACAGCGGGCACCGGGUCAUCAGGCACGACAGUGGGCAUUGGGUCACCAGGCAUGACAGCGGGCACUGGGUCAUCAGGCAUUGGAUCGUCUGGCUCGACAGCGGGCAU
Molecule: messenger RNA, 357 nt
Organism: Staurois parvus
Lineage: Eukaryota; Metazoa; Chordata; Amphibia; Anura; Ranidae
Source: the annotation of a GenBank genome assembly